AUGGCAGGGAAAGUGUGGAGGUCAACGGUGUUACAGGCACUCAGGGCAUUGAAGAAUGAAAUUCUGCAAUCUAGGAGUUUUAUGAAAACUGUUUGUUUAAUCCCUGGUGAUGGAAUUGGUCCAGAGAUCUCCACGGCGGUCAUGAAGAUAUUUGAAACUGCUAAAGCACCUAUUAAGUGGGAGGAGAUAAACGUUACACCCCUUCAAGGACCUGGUGGGAGAUGGGUGAUUCCUCAGGAGGCCAAAGAAUCGAUGCAUAAGAACAAAAUUGGCCUAAAAGGUCCUUUGAAGACACCAAUAGGAACUGACCAUCCGUGCAUGAACCUGCUUCUGGGGAAAACCUUUGGCCUCUAUGCUAAUGUGCGGCCCUGUGUGUCCAUUGAGGGUUACAAAACUGCCUACACGGAUGUGAACCUGGUCACCAUCAGGGAGAACACAGAGGGAAAAUACAGCGGGAUCGAACAUGUGAUUGUUGAUGGAGUUGUGCAGAGCAUCAAGCUCAUCACUGAACAAGCCAGCCAGCGCAUCGCAGAGUUCGCCUUUGAAUAUGCAAAAAGUAAUCAGAGGUCCAGCGUUACUGCUGUUCACAAAGCAAACAUCAUGCGAAUGUCAGAUGGACUUUUCUUGAGAAAAUGCAGAGAGGCGGCAGAAAAGCACAGAGACAUCAAGUUUACUGAGAUGUUUCUGGAUACGGUGUGUCUGCAUAUGGUCCAAGACCCCACGCAGUUUGAUGUACUGGUGAUGCCAAACUUGUAUGGAGACAUCUUGAGCGACCUCUGUGCUGGGCUAAUUGGAGGUUUGGCAGUGACUCCGAGUGGAAACAUUGGUGCUGAAGGCGUGGCCAUAUUUGAGUCGGUUCAUGGAACGGCCCCGGACAUCGCAGGGAAAGACCUGGCGAACCCUACAGCCCUGCUGCUCAGCGCCGUCAUGAUGCUGCGACACAUGGCUCUGCACGGCCACGCCAACAAGAUCGAAACUGCGUGUUUUGACACCAUUCGAGACAAAAAGGUGCUAACCAAAGACUUGGGAGGAAACUCGAAGUGCUCAGAGUUUACUGAAGCCAUAUGUCAAAAAGUUCAGGACAUGGACUAA
Messenger RNA from Nematolebias whitei (Rio pearlfish), 1092 nucleotides. It is a transcript of the gene idh3a, whose product is annotated as isocitrate dehydrogenase (NAD(+)) 3 catalytic subunit alpha. Gene Ontology annotation, molecular function: magnesium ion binding; isocitrate dehydrogenase (NAD+) activity; NAD binding. The record is from RefSeq and is a predicted model, not a curated record. Gene Ontology annotation, cellular component: mitochondrion. The transcript has 11 exons. Lineage: Eukaryota; Metazoa; Chordata; Actinopteri; Cyprinodontiformes; Rivulidae. Gene Ontology annotation, biological process: tricarboxylic acid cycle; isocitrate metabolic process. Bases 1 to 1092 code for a protein of 363 amino acids.